UCUACAGGAUAUUUUGUGUCGCGCUUCACCGUUUGGUUCCCAUUUCAAGUUUUCGCGCUAAAAGUUCAUCUUCCUUUCUUCUCUGAAAUUCAACGCUUCUCUCGUUCCUUCUUCAAUUUCUCGAGCAAUUUCUGUUAGUUAUUUUAAUUCGACCCUUGGACAUUUAUGGUAAUAUCCGACAACUGAAAUGAGAUGCAAUGCAUGCUGGCGAGAAUUAGAAGGGCGAGCCAUUUCCACAACCUGUGGUCACCUGUUAUGCACAGAUGAUGCCAAUAAGAUAUUAAGCAAUGAUGGAGCAUGUCCUAUAUGUGAUCAAGUCCUUUCUAAGAGUCUCAUGAAACCUGUGGAUGUCAAUCCCAAUGAUGAAUGGGUCAAUAUGGCCAUGGCAGGAGUAUCUCCACAGAUAUUAAUGAAAAGUGCAUAUAGAAGUGUGAUGUUCUACAUUGGGCAAAAAGAACUGGAGAUGCAGUUUAAGAUGAACAAGAUCGUUGCUCAAUGCCGGCAGAAAUGUGAAAUGAUGCAAGAGAAGUUUACAGAAAAACUAGAGCAGGUGCACACUGCUUACCAAAAGAUGGCUAAGAAGUGUCAGAUUAUGCAACAGGAAAUUGAGAGCUUAACCAAGGACAAUCAAGAACUUCAGGAAAAAUUUGCUGAAAAAUCUAGGCAGAAGAGAAAAUUGGAUGAAAUGUAUGACCAGCUGAGGAAUGAGUUUGACUCAGUGAAGCGAUCUGCCAUACAGCCUGCAAACAACUAUUAUUCCAGAAAUGAGCACGACUUGUUCUCUAACCCGCCAAACAUGAUUGAUGACAGAGAAAUUGGCAGAAAAGGUGGGCCGGUAUUCACUCCUGCCACUCCAGGACCAAGAGAUGAUGUCUGGCCAGCAAGGCAGAAUAGCAAUAACUCCGGUCCCUUUGAUCUCUCCGUUGUCUCACCAGCAAAACAAACGGCCAUCGCAGGGGACGCUGGUAACAGAAGGGCUGGUGCUCAUCCUUUUGGACCAGGUGCUACUAAUAAUCCAUCCAUGACUUUGAGGAACAUGAUACUAUCUCCAAUAAAGAGGCCUCAACUCUCACGUAACCGCCCUCAGUUAUUCACGUAAGGAUUAAACUCAACUCUGCUAAUUUACUCCUGCUGUACAUUCUUAAUCUUGUUAUAUUUUGUUGUUUCAGAUUGUAGGCUCAAAGGAGGCCAACCUUCUGUAAUACCAGUUAAGCUUUUUACUUUGGUUCUGGCUUUAGUUUCCUUUGUCAGGAAAAAGGAAUCUGGUGUUGGCACAAAUCAAUUCGUGGUCUGCAUAACGUGCUAUGAUAUUUUAAACUUCUCUCUCUAGUUCUGACCUUCAAACUCUUAUAGAUGUAGAGCUGCUAACAUGAACACUUUAUAUAUCAUGUAAGUUCCCUAGUUUCAAUCUGUAGAUGCAUAUUUUCCCAACGUAUUGUGGUGUGGUUGGAGGACACUCAAAAGUGAAUACACUUGAAAUCUGUAGAUGCCUUCUUUUUUGCCUUUCAAUUUUGCGUCCAAUUUCAUGGUUUAAUAAACUAUUGAAAUGGAGAAUUAUUAAUAUGGACAUUUUGAGCUUUCAAAAAAGCUGUGUUCACAUGGUGAGAGAGACUUGCAUGCCACAUGGAAACGUGAACUUGUGUCGAUCUAUAUCCGUGUUCAGCAGGCAAUUUUGUUUCCCGUUA
Molecule: messenger RNA, 1685 nt
Organism: Vigna radiata var. radiata (mung bean)
Lineage: Eukaryota; Viridiplantae; Streptophyta; Magnoliopsida; Fabales; Fabaceae
Product: E3 ubiquitin-protein ligase CCNB1IP1 homolog
Exons: 8
Coding region: 188-1099 (303 amino acids)
Biological process (GO): chiasma assembly
Source: RefSeq, a predicted model, not a curated record